This is a messenger RNA of Coccinella septempunctata (seven-spotted ladybird), 1497 nucleotides long. RefSeq names its product probable transaldolase. The record is from RefSeq and is a predicted model, not a curated record. Gene Ontology annotation, molecular function: transaldolase activity. NCBI's taxonomy places the organism in Eukaryota, Metazoa, Arthropoda, Insecta, Coleoptera, Coccinellidae. The coding region runs from base 334 to 1347 and encodes 337 amino acids. Gene Ontology annotation, biological process: pentose-phosphate shunt; pentose-phosphate shunt, non-oxidative branch; carbohydrate metabolic process. The transcript has a single exon. Gene Ontology annotation, cellular component: intracellular anatomical structure; cytoplasm.
UAUUGAUAUUUUUUUGGUUUUGAGGAAGAGAUGAAGGAAUGAAAUUCCUUUUUUAAUUUUAUUCUCAACUUUCAAAAUUCCAAAAUGACAUUUAUGUAACCUGUAAGAUAAUGGGCUAACUUUUUUAACAAAUCAUCGUUCAUGGUUCAAAUUCCCGAACUGGAGUGGGGAACCAGUUACCUAGAGAAAUACUGGUAGAUAACGAUAAUGGAGAAUAAAUAUUAGAGUACUUUCCAAUUGGAGGUCAUUCCAAGAGCAUCGAGGUUCUGGAAAUAUCUAUUGCGGUUGACUUAAUCUUUUCCCUUGGUUUUCCUUCAUAAAUUUGAAAUCAGUAUGUCCGAACCCCAGUGUAAAAAAUCCAAGAUGUCUAGUGUGAAUUCUCUGGAAAAACUGAAAACCCUUACAACGGUGGUAGCGGACACCGGUGAUUUCGAAGCAAUGAAGAAAUUCAAGCCAACAGAUGCCACUACCAACCCUUCCUUAAUGCUGGCUGCUGCAAAUAUUGCUCAUUACAAACCCCUUAUCCAAAAAGCCGUUCAUUAUGGAUUAAAAGUUGGAAGUAAUAUCGAUGAGCAAACAGAAAAUGCAAUGGAUAUGUUGUGUGUACUGUUUGGGUUAGAAAUUUUGAAAAUUGUUCCUGGAAGAGUCUCAACAGAAGUGGAUGCCAGAUUAUCAUUCGAUAAAGAAGCUAGUAUAAAAAAGGCCAGAAAAUUGAUACAGUUGUAUGAGGACCAAGGAAUAAAUAAGGAUCGAGUACUAAUUAAGUUGGCCUCUACGUGGGAAGGUAUCCAGGCUGCCAAGGAGCUCGAGAAGAAGUAUGGAAUUCAUUGUAAUUUAACACUACUGUUUAGUUUUGCACAAGCUGUAGCUUGUGCUGAAGCUGAAGUUACACUCAUUUCUCCUUUCGUGGGAAGAAUUCUUGAUUGGUAUGUAGCUAAUACUGAUAAGAAAACUUACAAAGGAGAAGAAGAUCCAGGUGUUCUCUCUGUUACAAAAAUUUACAAUUAUUAUAAAAAAUUCAAUUACAAGACGGUUGUGAUGGGAGCUUCAUUCCGUAACACCGAUGAAAUCAGAGCAUUAGCAGGCUGUGAUUUGUUAACGAUAAGUCCAAAACUUCUAGCAGAGUUGGAGGCAAGUAAUGCUCCCAUUCAAAAGAAAUUAUGCAAGGAAACGGCUGAACAAUCAAAUUUGGAUAAACUCGAACUUAAUGAAGCUAAAUUUCGCUGGAUGUUGAACGAAGAUAAAAUGGCCACUGAUAAGUUAUCUGAAGGCAUAAGAAACUUUGCUGCGGACUCUGUUAAGCUGGAGAAACUCAUUGUGGAAUUACUGUCCGAAUCAAAAAAAUGAUUUUAUUUGCAAUUUACAAUUUUAUCAUAGAUUUUUAGAGAAGUGGUUUAUUGGUGUAUCAGUUUUUGUAAAUACAUUAUAUUUUAUACUUGGAAACUAGUUUCAGCAGAAAAUGUAUAUCUCGAAUUUUAAUAAAAGAUUAUUUACAAA